AUGGACGUUACACCUUCCGUUCCUGUUGCUGAUAGCUCCCCGGCUUUGCCUGUGCUUUCUCUGCCCGACACUGUGGAGGCCCCGUUGCCUGCUCCCACAGUUGUCGAUCGCAUUGAGCCACCGAUAGUGUCUGAACCCGCACCGGCAGCUGCAACGCUGUCCGUGUCGGAACCCGUUCCAGAGGCUGCUUCCUCUGUUGUGACUGAGCCUGUGUCUGCUGCUGCCACCGUUGUUGUCGAUAGUGAGGAGCGUCUUGACGCCCCCGCGGAACCUAAGCCGCGUCGGGAAAGGCCGAUUGAGAGAGCUGACAACGUUCCCCGCUUUCGAAGCGCUAGUCUUUCGGGUGUUUCUUCUCGUAAGGGGCGAACGCCGUCCCCGGUGGUGACUUGUGUCCCACCCUAUAAGUCCACCUCAAAACCGAAAAAAUUGCAACGGGCCUCGCAGCGCGCGGCUGUUGACUCGCGGCAGGUGUUGGCUGCCGAUCGCCGUCGGCAGCGGCCUGCCGCUCACAGUCAGCCUGAGGCGUCCGUGAGUUCCGCGGAGUCUAAGAGGGACGAGAAAGUUCGUCAGCUCAAGGUUUUACUCACUCAAACGGACCCUGUCGUGACAAGCGGUACGGCGAUGGCCGUUACAUCGAGCGUGUCGCCUGGACAAGUCGCAGGCAAACGCAAAUCGGACGACUCUCUUUGCCGUCGCAUCCGGCCGCACUCGCAGGAUUCUGGCUCUGAUCCUCCCGCCGGCGCUGGACCUGCCACGGCGGCUCCGUCGGGUGCCACUCUUGCUAUGGAAACGGAGGUGGUUCCGCCCCCCGUGUUUUCUAGUGCAAAGUGUGACUGGGCGGCGGACGUGGAGGUGGAUGAAGGGACUGGCAGCGACGGUCAGGACGAGGUGACGUGGGCGGCGGUCGCGCUUGGCGCUUCCCCCGCACGUGCCCGUCGUGUGUCUGAUCCUGAGGUUCCGGCCGACGCUGUUGCUAUGGACGUUACACCUUCCGUUCCUGUUGCUGAUAGCUCCCCGGCUUUGCCUGUGCUUUCUCUGCCCGACACUGUGGAGGCCCCGUUGCCUGCUCCCACAGUUGUCGAUCGCAUUGAGCCACCGAUAGUGUCUGAACCCGCACCGGCAGCUGCAACGCUGUCCGUGUCGGAACCCGUUCCAGAGGCUGCUUCCUCUGUUGUGACUGAGCCUGUGUCUGCUGCUGCCACCGUUGUUGUCGAUAGUGAGGAGCGUCUUGACGCCCCCGCGGAACCUAAGCCGCGUCGGGAAAGGCAGAUUGAGAGAGCUGACAACGUUCCCCGCUUUCGAAGCGCUAGUCUUUCGGGUGUUUCUUCUCGUAAGGGGCGAACGCCGUCCCCGGUGGUGACUUGUGUCCCACCCUACAAGUCCACCUCAAAACCGAAAAAAUUGCAACGGGCCUCGCAGCGCGCGGCUGUUGACUCGCGGCCGGUGUUGGCUGCCGAUCGCCGUCGGCAGCGGCCUGCCGCUCACAGUCAGCCUGAGGCGUCCGUGAGUUCCGCGGAGUCUAAGAGGGACGAGAAAGUUCGUCAGCUCAAGGUUUUACUCACUCAAACGGACCCUGUCGUGACAAGCGGUACGGCGAUGGCCGUUACAUCGAGCGUGUCGCCUGGACAAGUCGCAGGCAAACGCAAAUCGGACGACUCUCAUUGCCGUCGCAUCCGGCCGCACUCGCAGGAUUCUGGCUCUGAUCCUCCCGCCGGCGCUGGACCUGCCACGGCGGCUCCGUCGGGUGCCGCUCUUGCUAUGGAAACGGAGGUGGUUCCGCCCCCCGUGUUUUCUAGUGCAAAGUGUGACUGGGCGGCGGACGUGGAGGUGGAUGAAGGGACUGGCAGCGACGGUCAGGACGAGGUGACGUGGGCGGCGGUCGCGCUUGGCGCUUCCCCCGCACGUGCCCGUCGUGUGUCUGAUCCUGAGGUUCCGGCCGACGCUGUUGCUAUGGACGUUACACCUUCCGUUCCUGUUGCUGAUAGCUCCCCGGCUUUGCCUGUGCUUUCUCUGCCCGACACUGUGGAGGCCCCGUUGCCUGCUCCCACAGUUGUCGAACGCAUUGAGCCACCGAUAGUGUCUGAACCCGCACCGGCAGCUGCAACGCUGUCCGUGUCGGAACCCGUUCCAGAGGAUGCUUCCUCUGUUGUGACUGAGACUGUGUCUGCUGCUGCCACCGUUGUUGUCGAUAGUGAGGAGCGUCUUGACGCCCCCGCGGAACCUCAGCCGCGUCGGGAAAGGCAGAUUGAGAGAGCUGACAACGUUCCCCGCUUUCGAAGCGCUAGUCUUUCGGGUGUUUCUUCUCGUAAGGGGCGAACGCCGUCCCCGGUGGUGACUUGUGUCCCACCCUACAAGUCCACCUCAAAACCGAAAAAAUUGCAACGGGCCUCGCAGCGCGCGGCUGUUGACUCGCGGCCGGUGUUGGCUGCCGAUCGCCGUCGGCAGCGGCCUGCCGCUCACAGUCAGCCUGAGGCGUCCGUGAGUUCCGCGGAGUCUAAGAGGGACGAGAAAGUUCGUCAGCUCAAGGUUUUACUCACUCAAACGGACCCUGUCGUGACAAGCGGUACGGCGAUGGCCGUUACAUCGAGCGUGUCGCCUGGACAAGUCGCAGGCAAACGCAAAUCGGACGACUCUCAUUGCCGUCGCAUCCGGCCGCACUCGCAGGAUUCUGGCUCUGAUCCUCCCGCCGGCGCUGGACCUGCCACGGCGGCUCCGUCGGGUGCCGCUCUUGCUAUGGAAACGGAGGUGGUUCCGCCCCCCGUGUUUUCUAGUGCAAAGUGUGACUGGGCGGCGGACGUGGAGGUGGAUGAAGGGACUGGCAGCGCGUCUGUAAGUGAAGGAGAACUUGUGAUAGUGCCCCCGGCUGCUGUUGCUAGUGAUGUACCGCCUGUUUCAAACAUCGAUCCUGUUGUUAUUGCUUCACCUGUCGUAAAUAUCGGCUCGUCUACUUCUGUAGCUGAUGAUGCUUCUGUAAACGAGGUGAGCAGCUUCUGGUACAAGGUGGUCAACCGUCUUCUUCCCACCAAUGACAAGAUGAAUCACAUUCAUUUAAGGCCAUCCAGCUCUUGUGACAGCUGUCCGCAGGAAGACACGCUGGAGCACCGUUUUACUUGUGCGCGCUUGAAGUCGGACUGUCCGAAACGUAGUCGCCCUGUGCAACUACCACGGACAGACGGUCAGGACGAGGUGACGUGGGCGGCGGUCGCGCUUGGCGCCUCCCCCGCACGUGCUAGUCGUGUGUCUGUUCCUGAGAUUGCAGACGACGUUGUUGCUAUGGAUGUUACACCUCCCGUUCUUGACGCUGAUAGCUCCCCGGCGUUGCCUGUGGUUUCUUUGCCUGUGCAUGUAGCGGCCCCGGUGCUUGAUCCGUUGGCUGUUGAUAAACUUGGGCUACCGAUUGUGUCUGACCCCGUACCGGCAGCUGUAACGCUGUCCGUAUCGCAACCCGUUCCCGAGGCUGCUCCCUCUGUUGUGAAUAAGAAUGUGUCCGAUGUUGUCACUGUUGUUGGUGACCGUGAGGAGCGUCUUGACGCCCCCGCGGAACCCAAACCGCGUAGGGAACGGCCGACUGAGAGGGCUGAAACCGUUACUCGCAUUCGCAGCGCUAGUAUUUCGGGUGUUUCUUCUCGUAAGGCGCGAACGCCGUCCCCGGUGGUGACUUGCGUCCCACCCUACAAGUCCACCUCUAAACAGAAAAAGUUACAACGGGCCUCGCAGCGCGCAGUUGUUGACUCGCGGCAGGCGUCGGCUUCCGAUCGCCGACGGCAGCGGCCUGCCGCUUGCAGUCAGCCUGCGGCGUCCGUGCGUUCCGCGGAAUCCAAGCGGGACGAGAAAGUUCGUCAGCUCAAGGUUUUGCUUACUCAAACGGCACCUGUCGUGGCAAGCGAUAUGGCGAUGGACGUUGUUUCGAGCGUGUCGCCAGCACAUUUGGCAGGCAAACGCAAAUCGGACGACUCACAUUGCCGUCGCGUCCGGCCGCCCUCACAGGAGUCUGGAUCUGACUCUGCCGCCGGCGCUGGACCUGCCACGGCGGCUCCUUCCGGUGCCGCUGUUAGUAUGGGCACGGAGGUGGUUCAGCCCCCCGUGUUUCUAGUGAAAAGUGUGACUGGGCGGCGGAAGUGGAGGUGGAACACGGGACUGGCCCCGAUCGGACAAGAGUUCGGCCUUAAAUUGUUUGAAAACGGGAAGAAGAUGCGCCUGAGCCGUGACCUGUCGGGCGAGAUCCUUCUAACAGCUCUGAUAAAAUUGUGA
Molecule: messenger RNA, 4251 nt
Organism: Schistocerca nitens (vagrant locust)
Lineage: Eukaryota; Metazoa; Arthropoda; Insecta; Orthoptera; Acrididae
Product: nascent polypeptide-associated complex subunit alpha, muscle-specific form-like
Exons: 7
Coding region: 1-4251 (1416 amino acids)
Source: RefSeq, a predicted model, not a curated record